This is a messenger RNA of Dermatophagoides farinae (American house dust mite), 2483 nucleotides long. The record is from RefSeq and is a predicted model, not a curated record. NCBI's taxonomy places the organism in Eukaryota, Metazoa, Arthropoda, Arachnida, Sarcoptiformes, Pyroglyphidae.
UUUAACACUUAGGUUUAAAAAUGUUUUUUGUCUAUAUAGUGAACGCAAUAAAAUCAACAAUCAACAAUAUUUGUAUAUUAUGUGCGAAUUGAGUUUGCAAAUAUUGCUUCAUUGCCGUUCCAAAUGGUGUCAUUAAAAAUGAAAAUUUCAUACAAAUUUAUGUUGCUGCUAUUUGCAGCCAUUAUUUUGCAAACAACAUCUACAUCAAUAUUAUCAUCAUCAUCAUCAUCAUCAUCAUCAUUGAUUAAUACAACAACUGAAUCUAAUCAUAAUAAUCAUCAUCGUUAUGAAGACAAUAGUAAUUAUUAUAUAAUCGAUAAUAAUGAAAAUUUUACUACGCCCUUAUCGACAUCUAUUUAUCCAAUGUCGGAAACAUCGACAUCUACUACUACUCCUACAACGAUGACAACAACAACAACAACAACAACAAUGAAAAAUCCUGUGAAUAAAGAUCUUGAUAUUGAAGAAUCAAAAAAUUAUAAUCCAGAUAAUAAUAAUAAUGUUUCAAAUAAUCAACAAUUGGAUAAAACUAUAAUUAGUAUUCAUAAUAAUAAUUCCAGUGGAAAAUGGUCACCACAAUUGAUUAGUAGUGAUCAUAAAUUAAUGUCGGAACUGUCAUCACAACCAUCAUUAUCAUCACCAUAUUCUAAACCAUUCCAUCAUUAUUAUCAUCAUCAACAACAACAACAACAACAACAUAAUGAUAACAAUCAACAAUCAUCUGAUUAUUAUUCCAAUCAUCAUUGGCCAUCUGUACAGGUUAUAAUAGAAGAUAAUAAUGAAAUCCGAUUGACCAGUAAUAAUAAUCAUCAUCAUAGUGAUCAUAAUAAUCAUGAUGAUGAUGUUGUUGUUGAUAAUGAUUAUUAUAAAAAACUUUCACAAGAUGAAAGCUAUCAACAUUUUAGACAGGAUACAAUGAAAACUACGAAUGAUAAUAAUGAUGGCUUUAAUAUUGAUGUGAAAAAAAAUAAUAAUCUGGAUCAAAAAAGUCAACCACAGCUUCAGCAGCAGCAGCAUAAGGAACAAUCACAAGAGAAUCCGUUUGCCAAUUUUUUCAAAAAUCUCAAUGAAGAUUUUCUCAACGAAUUCAAUUCAAUCGAUUUUAAUCGUAAUCAUAAUAGUCAUUAUCAACAACAACAACAACAACAAUCCAGUAGUAGUAGUAAUAUUGAUCCAUUACAAUACUUGGAUGAUGAUUAUAAUAACAAUUCCUUACAAAAUGAAUCAAAUGUCAAAAUGUUAAAAAGUAUUCAACAUCCAACAAGAUAUUUGACACCGAAAUUAGUUAGUCCAAGUAAAAUACCUGAUGUUUAUAUGCCCAAUAUUCAACAAGAUUCGCCAUCACUAUCAUCGUUUCCUAAAAAACAACAAGAAACAGAUAAUCAAAUGGAUUUUAAUGGUCUAAAAAAUGAAUUCACCGAUGAAUAUCAUUCACCAGAAAAAUCAUUAAUUGUACCGGUUGGUGCACGUGUACAUGUUGUUCGUGAUUCUAAUCAACCACAAUCAUCCAGUAUUGUAAGCAAAUUAGAUUAUAAUAAAAAUGAACCAUAUAAACCAAGUGUUAUUGAAUUGCCAAGUAGUCAACCUGUAUUGCCAAUCGUAUUCAAUUUCAAAACAAAAUUAUCACCUGUUAUAACGAAAACUACACAUAAAUCAUCUCCACAAUCAUCUAGUGUACAAUAUUUUGAGACACAUGAACCACCACAUUAUCGUGAACAUAUUGUACAUAAACCCAUUUUUCAGGAUUUUAAAGAGAUUAUUGUACCAUAUCGUGUUUACGUACAGGAAAUACAACCUGUUAGUGAAUUUCGUCAUACAAUAGCUUCAACAACAAAUCCUAAAGCAACGAAAAUGUCCACAUCAUCGCCGAUGAAUCCAUAUAGUUCAUCAUUAUCAUUAUCAUCACCAUCAUCGGUUACUACAAAUGAAAAUCCGAAUCCAUUCCAACAUUUCAUUAAUCAACAUCAUCAUUAUAACCACCAACAUCGUCCACGUCAGUAUCAUCAUUCUUAUCUGCCACAUAAACGUCCAUAUUAUCAUUCAUAUAAUCAUUUUAAUCAACUACCUAUGGAUUAUAAUCCAUUUUUAGCAGCCGCAUCAUCAUCAACACCUCAUAUGGAAAUGAGCCAUUUGACAAAAUUACCUGUUUAUGCACCGAUUGAAUUCAAUCCUACACAUACAAUUCAUUCUCCACAUCAUCAUCAUUGGGAUCAUAAUCAUGAUCAUCAUUUGGUUCCAAUUUUUGGUAAUUCACAACAAAUUCCUGAAGUCAUUGAUUUUACAACUGCAACUAAUUUAUUAUCGGAAAAUAUUUAUAGUACACCACAUGGGAUAGAUACAGCUGUAUCGAAUUAUCAGAAAUCAAAACCAACAAAACAUAUAAACAAUUUUAAUCAUUUUAAUUUUUAAAUAUUUUUUUGCAUCAUAGUUUUUUUUGAAAUUUCAUUAAUAAUUAUUGUUGUCAUAUAGCAAAAAAAAGCUGC